UUUCUAUUUUUCUUGCUGCGAAGAUCAUUUUGAAACGUUUCGAAACUCCUAAAUUUGAAUGCUUUGGAAAGCAUAAUCACUGCUUUAUUGUCCCACCAUUGGAAUUGAUCUGAAAUUCAUUUGCUCUGCUUUACGCUCUUUCAGUCUUUCUCCCGUUAGUUGUACUGUAAUUUGUAACCCUGACAAUCAUCGAAACUCGCUUUGUUGUGGUUGUGGAAAUACGUUCUGGCUCAGAUUUCUUGUCAUUGGAAACUUGGUUGCACCUUUGUUUGCUGCCCAUGGAUGCAUUGUGAAUUUAGUGAACAGGACGGGAAUUUUCUUUUCAAAUUUCCGAUUUUGGAAAGCCACUUGCUUGUCCAUCGUUGGGUGACUUCUGUGCCGUGUGGAGGUGUAACGAAGUAGAAGAAUCCAUUCCUGACAGCCAGCCAUGGGCCGUAUCUUCCUGGAGCAUCCGGGCGGGUCGCGGCUGUACUCGUGCGGCAACUGCGACACGGUGCUGACCAACCGCAAGGAGCUGGCCAGCACCCGCUUCACCGGCUCCACCGGGCGGGCCUUCCUCUUCAACCGCGUGGUCAACAUCCGCACCUCGGAGGUGCAGGACCGCGUCAUGCUCACCGGCCGGCAUUUUGUCCGCGAUGUCUUCUGCAAGAAGUGCAACACGAAACUCGGCUGGUUCUACGAGUUCGCCACGGAGGAGGACCAAAAGUACAAGGAGGCCAAGGUCAUCCUGGAGCGGGCGCUCAUCAUGGAGAGCGAGGGCAUCGAGACGCCGGAGAGUGCCGGCGAGGGACCGCUGCCUAUCGUGUGAGCAAAGGGAGCACUAUUCUUGUUGGCCUUGGAAAAUGGUUGAGUUGUUGACGAUGUUGUGUACAGGAUUGUACAGAUGUGCUUGUCAAAAACGUGUGCCGGUGAUUGUGGUUAGUGUCGGUUAAUUUUUACAUAAUAUAUACAUUUUACAAAAUUAUCGUUUCCCAUGAUUGAUUGCCUUGUACUCUCGUCUCGUUUUUGGAAGUUGGUAAAAUUAUUGUGAAAAUUGCGAGUUUUGUGAGUGUCGUGGAAUGUGACUGGUUGUUGUGGAUUUGUGUGAGCUGGACGUUAUUGUUGUACGAAACACAACAAUGUUUUAAAUAAAUGUAGAAUGUAUACUACGGGUAGUAAUUUCGUGGUUUCUUUGUGUCCAGACUGCGCAGCCGUACCAUGUACGU
Messenger RNA from Paramacrobiotus metropolitanus, 1205 nucleotides. RefSeq names its product protein yippee-like 5. The transcript has 2 exons. The record is from RefSeq and is a predicted model, not a curated record. NCBI's taxonomy places the organism in Eukaryota, Metazoa, Tardigrada, Eutardigrada, Parachela, Macrobiotidae. Bases 428 to 808 code for a protein of 126 amino acids.